Anopheles merus is the source of this 6235-nucleotide messenger RNA. RefSeq names its product eukaryotic translation initiation factor 4 gamma 3-like. Gene Ontology annotation, cellular component: eukaryotic translation initiation factor 4F complex. The record is from RefSeq and is a predicted model, not a curated record. The transcript has 3 exons. The coding region runs from base 931 to 3225 and encodes 764 amino acids. Gene Ontology annotation, molecular function: protein binding; translation initiation factor activity; mRNA binding. Lineage: Eukaryota; Metazoa; Arthropoda; Insecta; Diptera; Culicidae.
GGAACGGUGAAGCAGGGCGGGAAAGAGAGAGAUAGAAACAGAGAGGGAUAACGGGUUGGUUGCUGGAGGAGCAGCAGCAGCAACAGCAAUAGCAGCUGUCAUUUUAACCACGCACGUGUGCGUAAUUUCCUCCCCUAUUUUGCCAUUGACGAGCGGGGGCCGCCGCCUUUCAUUGUAUGAAAGGGCCCGCUGGUAGGUGAGAUUGUUUUUGUUCAGCUCUGGCAGGGGCCGGAGACAAAAGAACAGACGGAAACGACUAGGCGAGGAGCCGAUAAAGCAGGGCGCAAAAACAACGAACACCGCGUGCGCAAUCAUUGGUGGGGUUCUUCUUCUUCUUCUUCUUGCAAAGGAUAUUAGACAGACGAGAGUCUUGUCAGUGUGUCUUGGGCUUGCUACUACUACGCAACGAACUCUAACAGACCCCUCAAAAACGGUCCCCGCGUGAAUACACUAGACAAACACAUCGAAAAGACGAGGCUGGUUCCUUCAAUCCACACAAAAUACUAAUGGUGGUAGUGUGCUAGGUUCAGUACUUUAAGAGAAAACUGUGAAGCAAACAUUGUGAAGUGUGACGGUUAAAGCAUAGCAGCGCGAACAAAGUACGCGAUCACAUACACGAUCCUCACUGCCAAACUGCAUUCGCAUUCGCCAUAUACUUAAAGCGUGAAAAACUCUGUGUUCCUCGUACCCAAAUAGAGACUGUCCAAUAGUGCGCUAUUUACACACACACACACACACACACACUGAGAAAACUUCCACACUGCCAGGGCUUUUGCUCCACACACACAAACAGCGCGCGUGAGCCCCGGGAGGCAGUUUCGUUUCGCUUUCCGGAAACGAUUUGUGCAACCUGGAGGAGGGUGUGAUCCAGUGUACGGAAGUGAACGAACGGAACACUAGAGGGAGCGGCAGCUUUACCCCCUUUCCAGCAUGGCAACCGACAGUGGCGAUGUCGCCACGCUGGCCCAAUCAGCGGUGGCGGAAAAGCGCCAGGAGGAGGACAACAACAACAAGAUCGACCUGGUAGCGGAUGCGGUAACGAAGCUGUCCAUAAACGGUACCGCACCGGUGGCGGCGGCGGCAAAUGGUGAAGCGGAGGAGGAACCGGGCACCACCGAACCGUCGGACAACGCGCUCAACAACAAUGAUGGAGGUGGCGGCGGCACUGCAGCGACCGGGAACAAUAAUAACGCCUCGGAUCCGGCCACUCCGACCACGCCGACCGGUGGGCUGUCGAUUGGCAAGCGCAUCCGCCGCACGUCCGAGAAGCUGAACGAGGAUGCGGUGAGCGGGGUGCGCAAGAAGUACUCGCUCGAUCUGCUGCUGUCGCUGAAGGAUUCGGCGAUUGGGCGCGAGAAGCCCACCACGAUACCGGACGUUUGCAAAUCGCUGCUCAAGUCCAGCCCGGGCACGUUCGUGUCCUCCGCACGGCACAUGGGCGGUCGAGGUGGCGGCGGCGGCGGCGGUGGUGGUGCUGGCGCCGUCAGCGGACAGGACAACUCGCUGCUGCCAUCGUUCAUGAAGAGCAUGGGCUUCGGUGGCCCGAUGCCGUCGUCGGUCGAAGGAAGCGGAAUGGAUAGCCCGUCGGGCGGUGGCCGGCCGCCCAUGAACCGCAACCUGUACCGUGGCCGGCUGUCCGCGAAGGAGAUGUCGACCCGCACCGGCGCAAUGGCGGGCGGGGACGACACGGACGGGCAGAUGAUCAAGGUGAACCUGAACAUUAGCGAGGAGGUGAAGUUAAAGUCCUCCUCGAACGCGUGGAAACCGUCCUUCAUGCAGCCGAAGGUGGCGGCCGACCCGGAAACGGAAAAGACCCAGAAGCUGUCGCGCGAGUUCCGCAGCGCGCUCAACAAGCUGACGCCGGAGAACUUUGGCGUGCUGAAGGAACAGAUCAAGGCGCUCACGAUCGACACGGAGGAGCGGCUGACCAACUGCAUCAAGAUCCUGUUCGAGAAGGCCAUCAUGGAGCCGAACUUUUCCGACACGUACGCGCAGCUGUGCCGGGAGCUCGGUACGGAGAUCAAGGUUAGCCCGAGCGGUGCGACCGGGCAGGUCAUGAGCCUGAAGCGCGUGCUCAUCUCCCAGUGCCAGGCGGAGUUCGAUAAGCACCGCACGGACUGCAAGCGCAACACGAAGCUGCAGCAGGAGAACGACAAGCGCACGGAGGCGGGCGAACAGACCGCGGAACAGACCGAGGACAUGAAGAUGGAGCUGGAGGAGCAGACGAACCGCAUCCGGAGGCGAGCGCUCGGCACGAUCCGCUUCAUCGGUGCGCUGUACAAGCAGGAGCAGCUGAGCGCAAACAUUAUGCUGAAGUGCAUCAUGAAGCUGCUGCAGGACGACGUGCUGGACGAGGAGUCGCUCGAGUGUCUGUGCAAGCUGCUGACCACGAUCGGCGUGCGCAUUGAGGCGACCGCCCAAGACUCGUCCGGCACGCUGCAGGAGUGCUUCAACAAGCUGCAGCGCAUCUCGGAGCGCCAGAUACUGCUGCCGAACGGGGAGCCGGUGUGCAAUCGCAUCCGGUUCAUGAUCAUGGACCUGCUCGACCUGCGCAAGGACAAGUGGCGAGGGAGACUGGCCCAGGCGGCGCCGAAAACGCGCGAAGAGAUCCAGCGCGAGGUGGAGGCGGAGGAGAACAAGAACUGGCUGCUCAGCUAUAAGCUGCCGCGCGGUGGAGGUGGAGGUGGUGGUGGCGGCGGCGGUGGUCGUGGAGGUGGUGGUGGUGGCGGCGGUGGUGGCGGUGGCGGUGGUGGCGGAAGUGCACAGAAGAACAAGCGCAUGGUCGAUGAGGAUGGGUUCAUGCUGCCGGCCAACUCGCGCAACAAUGCCUGGACCAUGCUAUCGAUCGAUCCGAAGAAGAUAAACAUUUCGGUUCCCAAACCGCAGACUGGUGAAACGCGCCUCGGAUCGGCCUCCAUGUUCCAGGGCUGGGGUGGAAAAACAAACAACGUGUUCGCGUCCCUCAACAUUGACGAGUCGGCUGCCCAACCGCCAAGCUUCUUCGGUGCGUCCGGUCCGAUGGGUGGUGGCAGUAGUGGUGGUAGUGGUGGUGGUGGUGGUGGUGGAAGUGGCGGCAGCGGUGGUGGUGGAAGAGGAGGUGGUGGUGGAGGUGGAGGUGGUUCCAAGGGUUCGCAAUCCCACAAAAAGGGUGGCGGUGGUGGCGGCGGCGGUGGCAACAACUCCAAAACGCCCCAUUACCUCGGCCGAACCAGCAGCCACUUGUGAUAGGGCAAUCAUCAGCAGCAAUGAUCGAUCGACACCGAACAGCAGCACUAACCCCCGGCCAUCAUCAUCCACGUGCAAUGAGGUAACAGUGGAAAGAGAGAGAAUGGGAGAUAAACACACAGCAGCCAAGGAGUGAGGCUGCAAAAUUGUGAAGCGCUGGCGCAGAAAUGAUCGAGAAAAUCACGAGAAGAAGCUAAAUUUGCUGCGAAAGAUGAGGUAGAUGAUGGAGGUGCGCGAGUGGGGCUGCUCUGUUUUGUUACGCUACUACCACAUCCCAAUUGCGCUUUAUUUUUGACACAAUUUCGGUAGGUCCGGCAUCGCAGUCAGUUGGUUUUUAACUUACGCCUCAAAACACACGAAACGGUCGAAACGGGGGUCGCGCCUCCUUUUCUCAUUGUGACAUAGGGAAAGGGGCGAAGAUUUGCAUGAGGGCACCAGGGUUUACUACAGGGCCUACUACUGAGAGAGAUGAGAUCAAGAUUAGAUCUUCUUCUUCGCCUAGGUUUCGUCCCGCAGCAGAUAUACCAUACCUCUUUGUGUCUGGUAGCCUGUUUGUGUGUGUAUUUAUGUGUGUAUGUAACUCUCCUCGUACAGCUGGCUUUUUGGGUAGGCACAUUUUAUGAUGAACGCAUUAAAAUUCAAUGUAUCGCUCUACGCACUCAAUGGAGGAACAGCAGCAAAACAUAAUGCAGGGGGCUGGAUCACUGUUUAGUAAACCUUUAUCUGCACACUUUAACUGUUACUAUUGCGAAUUCUGUGGUUUCCGUCUCCCUCUAUUUCUCCUUUUGAAAGGGUUUAUUUUCAGGUUAAUUUCCCACUUGUUCUUUUCCUGUAAACCGAUCGUGUCAAAGAAAUAUGGACCGAUCUAGGUUUUGAGUAUCUAAAGUACGAGGUUGUAACGAAGAAGCAGAAGAAGAAGAAGAAGACACGCAAAAAAACCCGCAUUGGUACUAUUGCUAACAUGAUAUUGAUGAUGAUGGAAGAGAGCGUGAGGAGGUGAGAUAGAGAAAUGAUUGUGUUUUCCUUCCGCUAUUAAUUUUUAUAACCUUCCAUACAAGAAAAAAAAAAGAAAAAUCUAGCCACAAAUAGGAAAACAGUGGAACGACGCGAGGGAGAAUGUGUUUUCACGAAACAAAACAAAAAAAUAAGCAGAGAUAUACUCGAUAAAAAAGAAGCCGUACUAAUAUGUAUACAUUAGUUGAUUAGUUAGGACGCAAAACCGAUAAAAAAAUUGAGAAGCGAGGCGAUAUCUUUAAGAUCCUCUCUACCAUACCCCCUCGACACACACGGUUCUAAGCCAAAACAUGCAACAAUUGCAGCAGGUGCGGUUGCAGUAUGAAACAUUUAAAGCAGAAACUGCUUCCAUAAGUACAGUGUCCAAACAAAAAAGAAGAAAAAAGCUAACCGUUUAAAAAACAAACUAUGGCACAGAACGGCGGAUUGGGUAAAGCAGCAUUAAUAUAUACAUGAAUGAGCAAAAAAAAAGAGAAAGCAAAGCAGAAAUAGCACCAUAUAUAUUAGCAAUAUAAACCAUACAUUAUAUAUAAACCAUGAGAAAACAAGAAACAACGUGUUUGAUGAAUAUAGGACUAAAAAAAGGAAGAGGAGCAGGGUGCUGCUUCUCGCAGGAAACAUGCAACAGUGCAACCUGGUUCUUCCCGUAAACCUCUGUGGCCCAGAAUCGAGGGGCGCAGUUCAAAAAAUAGCAAGAAGACACAGUUUCAGGUACGAUGCAUGAAAAAGCAUGAACUAAUAAAAAUAUAAAUCGUACCUCUUACCAAGCCACAUUAAAACAGUGUAAAAUGGGGAUGUGCGCAAACAACAAACAAUAGGGGAAUUAUAACUCUUCAGUUAAUGUAACUUUUUUCUUUUUUUGAAUAUUUACAAUAUCAAAACGCGCAUUGUGCUUCACUGAUCGUGUGUCGUUGGACGACGUUAAGCAUUAGUGCGCAGCCUCCUCUCCCGUCAAGAAAAGAGGUCUAACAUCUGCCCUCCCCACCCGGAACACAUUAGUUAGUACCGCAGCCAGGAGAAUGUAACAAACAAAUAGACAAACAAAUAUUGAGCUGAAGGGCAAACAAAAAAAAGCUGGAUAAGCAGCAGGAACACACUACUUACUAUUACUACUACUUGUAAGCUACAUUAGAUGAUAAUUUAGGGUUUUAAAAUGAAUUUGGAAUUGGAGGAUGAAGGAAGAUUGGAAGUACGUCGGUCGAAACUACGCUCCACUCAUAUCGCAAACAGCCAGCAACCACGUGGUGUGGCACAUGUGGGUUGUCUUUAUACAUAAACCAUCUCUUCCAAGAAGUAACUACAAUACGCGCUGCUACUACUGUUAUUACUAGCAAACACACACACGCUGCCGUCUGGAAUAAAGGUAUGCCAGAUGGUACCAAUUCGGAGGGGAAAAAAACGCAUUCGAUUGUGCGAUUAUGCGAUAUGAUGGAAUGUGGUGAAGCAGCAGCUUGCAGUUAAUAAACAUGUUGUACCGUGGCGUACACGUGUCAUGUGUGGUACUAGAGUGAAUAAAAAAAAACAAUACCUCCACAGACUACGUACGCGUGCGUGACCCCGACGCUUGGGGUCCCAAAAUGUAGCAUUAUAAAAUAUGAAAUGGGUUUCUUUAGCUAUCAAAAAUAGUCUCUAACGGACGGCCGGACGGCACUCAUGCUCUGAUGAUGAUGGUGAUGAUGAUGAUGAUGAGCCGAUGUCCCCCACAGGGACGGGCGCGUGCUAGCAGCAGUUAUAUGGCAUAUAUUAUUAUGAUUAACUAUAAUCUCCACUUUCCCUUUCCCUUUUGCGCAACAAGCUACGGUUAAAUUUGACCUUCCCGCUCCCCUCCUCCUUCCCACCCAUACAAACUGUUACUUUCUAUCUAUUGUUCUUUGUUUUUCGUUCUACUUUUCCCCCCACUUUCUUCGCUCGGUUAAUUAGUGUAAGGAAACAUGUAAACGGUACGCGGUUACAGUGUAAAUAAACGACAGUCGCCUCCAUUUGUAAUAGCAAGCAA